Molecule: messenger RNA, 1058 nt
Organism: Pogonomyrmex barbatus (red harvester ant)
Lineage: Eukaryota; Metazoa; Arthropoda; Insecta; Hymenoptera; Formicidae
Gene: bond
Product: elongation of very long chain fatty acid james bond protein
Biological process (GO): fatty acid elongation, saturated fatty acid; fatty acid elongation, monounsaturated fatty acid; very long-chain fatty acid biosynthetic process
Cellular component (GO): endoplasmic reticulum membrane
Molecular function (GO): fatty acid elongase activity
Source: RefSeq, a predicted model, not a curated record
UUCUAAUAAUAAGUUAAGAACUAUACUAGUUUUUGAAAAUUAUAUUAUCACCAUGACUAGUCUCAUACGACUUGUAGUUAGCAAUUAUAACGAAGUUUUAAAAAAUGUUAAAGAUCCAAUGGUAGAUACUUGGUUUUUAAUGGGAUCUCCGACUCCUAUGUUAAGUAUCGUCAGCAUAUAUUUAAUAUUUGUUUUAAAAAUCGGACCGAAAAUGAUGGAAAAAAGAUCAGCCUUUCAACUAAAUACCAUUAUGAUUAUAUAUAAUGCAUUUCAAGUACUCUUCAGUAUUUGGUUAACAACUCUGGUAUUGGAUGUCGAUUUUAAAAGUUUAUUCUCUGCUCACGGAUGUAAUAUUCAAAAUCAUUUAUCAUCUAAACCAGAAAAUACAAACAUACAACGGGCGUUAUCACGAGGUGCCUGGUGGUACUUUUUCGCAAAAAUCAUCGAGCUUCUGGAUACGGUAUUUUUCGUUUUAAGAAAGAAGCAAAAUCAGGUUACAUUUCUUCAUGUUUUUCAUCAUACCAUAACGGCAGUCUUCUCAUGGUGCUAUUUAAAGUUACUGCCUGGCGAGCAAGGCGUUAUUAUAGGUUUCUUAAAUUCCGUGGUCCACAUCAUUAUGUACACUUAUUAUUUCAUUGCGGCUCUUGGCUCUAAAUAUAGGAAGUAUCUUUGGUGGAAGAAAUAUAUGACCUGGAUUCAGCUGCUACAAUUUGGUUUAAUGUUAGUCUACUUAGUACUAACAUUAAUUAUGGAUUGCCGAACACCAAAGGCUUUAACUUAUUUCUUUGCAACAGUCAUAAUAAUUUUCAUUUAUUUAUUUAGCGAUUUUUACUGUAAAGCAUAUAAGAAAAAAAUAACUUAAUAACAAAUUAUUAAUAAAUACAGACAAAAUUAAUUUAAUUAUUUAUGUAUAAAUUUUAUGUAAAUAAUAAAAAUAUAAUAUCGAAAAAUAAUACUAAAUAACUAUAGCCCACGGUGCAGCAAUAUUGCAAUUGUAUUUUGGUUUAAAGUAAAAGAAUAUUAAAAUUGUACAGUAAUACAUAUAUAAAUAUGCAUAA